UAUAUCGGAGAGUUAAGGAAAAGCCGCGAGGCCACUGAGAGGAAGACACGUAAGAUAUUCAGAAACCACAUCUCUUCUCUUCAAAAAUCCCAUUCUUAAUUCUCUUCCCCAAACAUUUGACAUUUGACACUAGCUUCUUCUUCGUCUGCCAAAUUUUCACAGAUGGCUGCUUCUUCGGCUUGUCUUAUCGGGAGCGGAUUAUCUGUCCACACAACCAAACAGAGGUCUAAACAGCUUGGCCUCUCCUCAACGUUUGCUUCAGUUGAUAGGACAUCUAAAGUUACUGUUGUGAAGGCUUCUUUGGAUGUGAAGAAACAUGAAGCAAGAAGAGGUUUCUUCAAGCUUCUACUUGGAAACGCUGCAGCCGCCGGGGUGGGUUUGCUUGGAAGUGGAAAAGCAAAUGCAGAUGAACAAGGGGUUUCUUCGUCUAGGAUGUCAUAUUCUAGGUUUCUAGAGUAUUUGGACAAAGGAAGGGUUGAUAAAGUAGAUUUGUAUGAGAAUGGGACUAUAGCUAUUGUGGAGGCUGUUUCUCCUGAGUUGGGUAACCGGAUUCAGCGUGUACGCGUGCAGCUACCGGGAUUAAGUCAGGAGCUUCUCCAGAAGCUGAGAGCUAAGAAUAUUGAUUUCGCAGCACAUAAUGCUCAGGAAGACCAAGGCUCUCCGUUACUCAACUUGAUUGGGAAUCUUGCAUUCCCAGUGAUUCUGAUUGGUGGUUUGUUCCUUCUCUCGAGACGGUCCUCUGGUGGAAUGGGUGGCCCUGGUGGUCCCGGCUUCCCACUUCAACUUGGUCAGUCGAAAGCAAAGUUCCAGAUGGAGCCAAACACCGGUGUGACUUUCGAUGAUGUUGCUGGAGUCGAUGAAGCCAAGCAAGAUUUCAUGGAAGUGGUGGAGUUUCUGAAGAAGCCUGAGAGGUUCACUGCGGUUGGUGCCCGAAUCCCUAAAGGUGUUCUCCUUAUUGGCCCUCCUGGUACUGGGAAAACACUGUUGGCAAAAGCCAUUGCUGGUGAAGCCGGUGUACCCUUCUUUUCCAUCUCCGGUUCUGAGUUUGUUGAGAUGUUUGUCGGUGUUGGUGCCUCAAGGGUCCGCGACCUUUUCAAAAAAGCCAAGGAAAAUGCUCCUUGCAUUGUUUUUGUGGAUGAAAUAGAUGCUGUUGGUAGGCAGACAGGAACCGGAAUUGGUGGGGGUAAUGACGAAAGAGAACAGACCCUAAAUCAGCUCCUGACUGAGAUGGAUGGUUUUGAGGGUAACACUGGUGUUAUCGUAGUUGCUGCAACCAACAGGGCAGAUAUUCUUGACUCCGCCUUGCUGAGACCAGGGCGUUUUGACCGGCAGGUGUCUGUUGACGUUCCAGACGUUAAGGGAAGAACAGAUAUUCUCAAGGUUCACUCCGGGAAUAAGAAAUUCGAGAAUGGUGUUUCACUAGAAGUAAUAGCCAUGAGAACGCCUGGAUUUAGUGGAGCUGAUCUUGCAAACCUCUUGAACGAGGCUGCCAUACUGGCAGGACGCCGUGGAAGGACAGCAAUAUCAUCAAAAGAGAUUGAUGACUCAAUUGAUAGAAUUGUAGCUGGUAUGGAAGGAACAGUCAUGACUGAUGGGAAGAGCAAAAGCUUGGUCGCUUACCAUGAAGUUGGACAUGCCGUCUGUGGAACAUUGACUCCUGGACAUGAUGCUGUUCAAAAGGUCACAUUGAUUCCACGAGGCCAAGCGAGAGGUCUGACUUGGUUCAUUCCCUCAGAUGAUCCAACUCUAAUCUCCAAACAGCAACUCUUUGCAAGAAUUGUUGGUGGACUCGGAGGUAGAGCCGCUGAAGAAGUCAUCUUUGGUGAGCCUGAGGUGACUACUGGCGCGGUUGGUGACUUGCAACAGAUCACCGGUCUGGCCAAGCAGAUGGUGACAACAUUUGGGAUGUCUGAAAUCGGACCAUGGUCGCUAAUGGAUUCGUCGGCUCAAAGCGACGUCAUAAUGAGGAUGAUGGCAAGAAACUCAAUGUCGGAGAAGCUUGCAAAUGAUAUCGAUUCAGCGGUGAAGACACUAUCAGACAGGGCAUACGAGAUAGCUCUGGGGCACAUAAGGAACAAUCGCGAAGCUAUGGACAAGAUUGUUGAAGUACUUCUCGAGAAAGAGACAAUGUCAGGCGAUGAAUUCCGAGCAAUCCUAUCUGAAUUUACCGAAAUCCCACCUGAAAACCGUGUUUCUUCCUCAACGUCAACAUCAACAUCAACACCAACACCCGCUUCUGUCUAAGAGACAUUGAUUCUCUCAAAAAACUCUGUGUAUAUCUUCAGAUACUUGCCCAUACUAUGUAACAAGUAAAUCUUAUUUUGCCUAGUUGAAGUAUAUAUACGAACCUUUUUUCUUCAAACUCAA
Molecule: messenger RNA, 2367 nt
Organism: Eutrema salsugineum
Lineage: Eukaryota; Viridiplantae; Streptophyta; Magnoliopsida; Brassicales; Brassicaceae
Product: ATP-dependent zinc metalloprotease FTSH 8, chloroplastic
Exons: 5
Coding region: 163-2244 (693 amino acids)
Biological process (GO): proteolysis
Cellular component (GO): membrane; chloroplast thylakoid
Molecular function (GO): ATP hydrolysis activity; metalloendopeptidase activity; ATP binding
Source: RefSeq, a predicted model, not a curated record